Messenger RNA from Anopheles merus, 1023 nucleotides. RefSeq lists its product as uncharacterized. Bases 1 to 1023 code for a protein of 340 amino acids. The record is from RefSeq and is a predicted model, not a curated record. NCBI's taxonomy places the organism in Eukaryota, Metazoa, Arthropoda, Insecta, Diptera, Culicidae. The transcript is spliced from 3 exons.
AUGGCUAUUCAAAACAAUGAUGGUAUGGUGUUUUUGGACACGGCUCUGCUAUACAUCGUUGACGGAUACGGAAAGAGACAUGAAGCAAGAGCACUUCUCGACUCGGGUUCUAUGUCGAACUUUGUCUCUAACACGCUUGCUCGGAAGCUUCUCGGGACGACUCGCAACAAGGUCAACGUGUCCGUCGCAGGUAUCGGAAAUGCGUCACAGCUGAUGAAAGGUUCGAUCGUUGCAACCGUCGAAUCGAGGAUCAACACUCAUGCAUCUCAGCUGGAGUUGCUCAUCUUGGACUCUCCCUUUAUGCACAUACCAACGGCUCCAAUUGAUGCAUCAUCAUGGGAAAUGCCGAGCUUGCCGCUUGCUGACCCUUGGUUCUAUGUGCCUGGCAAGAUCGACAUCAUCAUCGGUGGAGAUACAUACUGGGAGCUUCAUUCCGGUAAAAAACGUUCCCUCGGCGAAGGGAAACCAUGGCUUGUGGAGACUGCUUUCGGCUGGGUUGUCGCAGGAAAUGCAUCGUUAGGUGGUUCUCAUGGUUCGCAGCUAUGCCACCUAUCUACCGACGUCACGCCUUCACUGGAAUCGAUAAUGGAACGCUUUUGGGAGAUCGAAACAUUCACUGAGGAUCCUAUACUAUCGGCGGAAGAGGAUGCCUGCGAGAAGCAUUUUGUAACAACCACAACCAGAGAUGCAUCUGGAUCGUCAAAGUCAAUUGCUGAUCGUCGACUCUUAGCCGUUGAGCGACGUUUAAAGGCUGAUCCUAAACUGAAAGAGGAAUACGUAAAAUUCAUGACAGAGUAUGAGCGUCUGGGUCAUAUGAAACGGCUUACCGAACCGGUCGACGAUUUAUGCGAGCACUACUACCUACCACAUCAUGCGGUGAUCAAAGAGACGAGCACAACUACUAAGCAGACGAUGUAUCGCGUGGUCUUCUUCCGGACAAACUACAAUCAUGUCAUCGGUGGUGGCAUGGGCCACGUUGGCUUAGUGGCAUGGAAGACGACUGGCCACAAAGAGAACCUGUAA